Limulus polyphemus (Atlantic horseshoe crab) is the source of this 3275-nucleotide messenger RNA. RefSeq names its product cGMP-dependent protein kinase 1-like. Lineage: Eukaryota; Metazoa; Arthropoda; Merostomata; Xiphosura; Limulidae. Gene Ontology annotation, molecular function: ATP binding; cGMP-dependent protein kinase activity. The transcript is spliced from 19 exons. The coding region runs from base 228 to 2666 and encodes 812 amino acids. Gene Ontology annotation, biological process: protein phosphorylation. The record is from RefSeq and is a predicted model, not a curated record.
UAGUUGACGUAAAGGUGAAUUCCUUUUCCAGUAGCCAUCUGUAUCUCAACAAUACUCUACUGAAAAAGAAUAUACAUGCAUAGUUAAGAGAAGAAUUUACUUGCCCAAGAGAACAUCUGGUAGUGAAAGAAGAAUUAUUUUCCCAAGAGAACUCCUGGUAGUGAAAGAAGAAUUACUUUCCCAAGAAAACUCCUGGUAGUGAAAGAAGAAUUACUUUCUCAAAGAGCAUGGGCUUAGGUCUACCACAAAUACCUGGCGGAUCUUAUACAAUGGAACCCAACUUUGACGACGUACAUCAAAACGCACCACAGAUAUCUAAGAACUCUCGAUGGCGGCAGGGUGUGUUCCAAACCUUGAGAAAGCAAAAGGGGAGAUGUAAUGGUUCUAAUCGGCUGGUUAAAAGUGCUCGUCGUUUCUUCAGAGCUGCCGGCCGUUUGCGAUCAAGGAUGACUGGCACGAAUGUUGCGGAAUUCUGUACCAAAAGAAACCCAAGUUUUGACAUGAACAAACGAACGUCUUGUGAUGUUAUUAGUCAAAAUGUUCAUAAAGAAGAAAACAACGGUACCGUGCUUAUUUCGGAUAUGAAGAAGGAACUCGGGGAGCAAGAGAAAUAUGUGCAACAACUCGAGAGUAAUCUAAGAGUGGUCAAAGAGAUGCUGGGCGAACGAGAAGAUACAAUCAAUCGUUUGACCAGUGAAGUUCACAAGCUCAGGUCCGUGCUCCAGGCAAAGUCCAAGUUUCAAGAGAAAAAACCGGACAUUUUGGUUACCCUUAACAAACAAAAUCCAUUAUUAGAGAGGAUGGGAUUUACUAAAAGACAGGGAGUAUCAGGAGAAAGCGCUAACAGCCGCUCUUUUUCUGAAUCUUCUAUACCAAGUUACACGAAAGACAUUCGUUCCAAACAGCUGAUCAAAGACGCAAUCAUGGAUAACGAUUUCUUGAAGAAUUUAGACUCUUCUCAAAUGCGAGAGAUAAUCAACUCCAUGUAUUCCAAGAGUUUUGAAGCAGGAGACUUUGUUAUCAAAGAGGGUGACGUUGGAAGCCAUCUGUACGUUUCUGCAGAUGGAGAGUUAGAAGUUAUCAAAGAUGACAGCGUUCUUGGUAGGAUGGGACCUGGAAAAGCCUUUGGAGAACUGGCUAUUCUUUACAACUGCAAAAGAACUGCAAGCGUUAGAGCUACCACUGAUGCCAAUGUUUGGAUGCUUGAUCGUCGUAUUUUUCAAGCUAUUAUGAUGAGAGCUGGAACCCAACGUCGACGAGAAAAUGUUAACUUCUUACGCAGUGUACCAUUACUCCAGAAUCUGGACGACGACACCUUAUCAAAGAUAUCUGAUGUUUUGGAGCUUGAGUUUUUUCCAGCUAAUGAACACGUAAUUCGUCAAGAUGAUAUAGGGUAUACAUUUUUCAUUCUCAUCAAGGGAAAGGUUAAGAUUACGCGGAGAAACGUGUUUCGUGGCGAAGAGCAAGAUCUACGGAUUCUUCAGAAAGGAGAUUAUUUUGGAGAACAAGCUCUUCUCAGGGCGGAAAGGCGUACAGCUAAUGUCAUAGCUCUAGAGCCAGGAGUGGAAUGUCUUGCGAUAGACAGAGAGUCAUUCAAUCAGUUCAUUGGUGACUUAAAGGAACUUCAGAACAAACACUACAAUGACGACCAGAAACGCAGAUCGUUGAGUCAGGAUUCCGGCAAUUUGUAUGAUUCGAAUGAAGACUUCACUGACGUAUGUUAUAACGAGCUUGAUUUCAUAGUUACGCUUGGCGUUGGUGGAUUUGGAAGAGUGGACCUGGUGCGUUGGAAAAGAGACAAAACCAAGGUUUUCGCCCUAAAGUAUUUACAAAAAUCUCACAUCGUCGAAACCCAACAACAAGAACACACGAUUAGUGAAAGGUCUAUCAUGAUGACCUGUCGACAUCAGUUCAUCUGUAGGCUGUACAAGACCUUCAAAGACAAUAAGUACGUGUAUCUUAUGAUGGAAGCCUGCCAGGGAGGUGAACUGUGGACAAUGCUUCGAAAUAGAGGGCGAUUUGACGAAGAAAGUGCCCGAUUCUACAUUGGCUGUGUCAUUGAGGCUCUCAGCUAUCUCCAUUCCAAGCAGAUCUUGUAUCGGGACUUGAAACCAGAAAAUGUGAUGUUGGAUAGUGCGGGGUAUAUAAAACUUGUUGACUUUGGAUUCUCAAAGUAUCUGAAAAAUGGACGGAAGACAUGGACCUUCUGCGGAACUCCAGAAUAUGUAGCACCUGAGAUAAUAUUAAACAAAGGUCAUGACAGAGCUGUGGAUUAUUGGUCUCUUGGAAUUCUCUUGUUCGAGCUUCUUACGUGCAAACCACCCUUCUAUUCUCCUGAUCCAAUGAAUACCUAUAACAUUAUUCUAAGAGGUUUACAUGUGAUCGAGUUUCCGCCAGUUAUUGGAAAACAUGCUGAGUCACUCAUCAAAAGCCUUUGUAAAGAAAAUCCAACAGAACGCCUUGGUUACCAGAAAGGUGGCUUUGGAAAUAUAAAGAAACACAAGUGGUUUCAGGGGUUUGACUGGGACGGCCUUCAAAUGCGGCAGUUACCUCCUCCAGUUGUCCCUGAGAUCAAUGGUCUAUUGGAUUCCAGCAAUUUCGACACUUAUCCUCGGAAUUUCGUAGUACCUCCUGAUGAAUUUUCUGGUUGGGACAGCAACUUCUAAGCGUUAAGACUUCUGAUGAAGUUAAAGCUUCAAAGAAUUCCUUUUGACUUGAAACAUUAAAUAACGUCAAUACUUUUAAGUUCUGGCGGGGAAAUUGAAUAAUUGUAUUUCUUCAGUAAAGAUAAUUUUACGCAUCAAAAUGUUGCGAGCUUAUUAUUGGUUUUAAGUUCUUGAUUUAUAAGUGAUGUUUUGAUGGCUUCCCUAAACAGUUUAAAUUACACUUCAUUCCAAUAAAUGACAUUUCAUAGUUUUGAAAUUUUUAGACAUGUAACAAUAAAAAUGGUAAAGCAGAUAGUUUUGUAAGCUGCAAAGGAAGGUGUUGUAUAAAUACUUUUGUAAAGAGGCGACAAGCACCUAAAAUGUUUACAAGGAAAUUAUAACAUUUGAAUCGCGUUCAAUGUGAUAUGUAGAAAUAGAAGUAAAACUGUACAGUUCAUAAAACUAUCUACUACUUUCUUCCGUAUUUUAACCUGUUCUAGUCUUUGGAAAUUUAUUGCUUCCAGUUUGAUGUGACGUACCUUAGAGCAGGUAUAUUGUGGUUGACAUAUUACUACUGCAUCAUUCUUUACUUUCACUCAUAAGUCCUUUUAAUAAAUGUCACAUAACGUC